Messenger RNA from Didymodactylos carnosus, 720 nucleotides. The record is from the annotation of a GenBank genome assembly. Lineage: Eukaryota; Metazoa; Rotifera; Eurotatoria; Philodinida; Philodinidae.
AUGAAUGAUAAUGUUGCAUACGAUAGUUCAGCGAUACCGUAUUUUGAUGAUGAUCGUGAUCUGAGUCGAUAUUCUGACCAUUUGACCGUUUGGCUGGAUAAGUAUAUCGGUCGCCCGGAGGAAAGUGUCGGGUUAAAAGCUCAGUUUAAAACGAUCACACAGCCAUUGGAAACUUUAAAUAAAACUGAAGAAGAUGUCGAUGAAACACCAAAUGUGAUGAUUAACCCAGACAUGUUAGAAAAAUUGAAAGAUCGAAUCUACUGUGUGAAAGCUUUCUUUGAUCCUGCCGAAUGUUUAAAAUAUAUUCGUUCAAAUUCUGAUAAGAAAAUAUUUUUCAUUUCAUCGGGUUCAAUGGGCGAAAAAAUUGUACCGGAUAUAGCUGCAUUACCUCAAAUUCAUGGGGUUUACAUAUUCUGUGGCAAUAUUUCUCAUCACGUAAAAACUUGGGCAAUGGAGUAUGUAGAUAAUAUAUCGGCAAUGUUAGAACAUCAAGAUGAUUUACUGGUACGCUUAACAAAAGAUAUUGCUGAAUAUUUACAAAAUAAGGGUGAUCAUCAUUUCACACAAGGAGAAAAUGUUAAAGCGCGAAACUGUUAUGCAUGGGCUACCAAAUUAAUAUUACGUACACAACAACUGGGAGACACAAAUUAUAAAAAACCAUUAACAAUUCUUAAUGCUAAAAGAGAGAAGGCAGAAUCGAGCUGUGAAUCGUCCCAAUAG